Messenger RNA from Bemisia tabaci, 2423 nucleotides. The record is from RefSeq and is a predicted model, not a curated record. Lineage: Eukaryota; Metazoa; Arthropoda; Insecta; Hemiptera; Aleyrodidae.
CGUUAUCAGCAGCGCUCGGAGCAAGUCGUUAGUGUCCUGUGCUCUCCUAUCUGAUUAACUAACUCUCGGCGCUUUUAAGUGUUUACGUGGCUUUUUAGCCUAAAGCCUAAAACUUUAAAAUUCAUAUAAAAUGUGAAUUACAACUUUUAUUUUGAAAGCUGGGCCCUGGCCCAGCAUACUUUGAACCCUGUCUUUCGGUGCGACUAGUUUUUAGUGACUUUACUAGUGUCUAGUGGACUCAACAAUGAGAGAGUGUUUUGCCCAUGGCACCAGACAAUGCUUAACCUGUAAGUGUACCACUCACAAUAAAACAGACUGCUUAGACUCUCUUUGUUCUCAAAUUAAAGAUGCAAAAAUAGCUGGUGAAUAUUCUAACAUCUAUUCUCACAGCUCUCAACCUAGCAUCUCUCUCUCCCAAACUAGACGAAAUAGCCUACCUAACGAUAAGCUAAACACGGCUAGUAAAUAUUCAAAUCCACAGGCAGCAAGAAGUGCAAACUUUUCAAUUCCCCACAUGAGUGCCAAUAACUCCACUUCCGCACCUCAAUCUAAUAAUCUGCCUCCAAAUCAAACCACAAAUUCCAACAACAUGUCCAGCAAAAGAGAUGAAGAAUUAGAAUUUCUAAGGAAUCAAAACUCGCAAUUAUUAAGCCAAGUUCAGCAAUUAACAUCCCAGCUGAACACAAUGUCUCAACAAAUUAGCGAGCUAGUUGCAUCCUCGCAAUCCCAAAACAACAACAACUCCAAGCGUCCUAGGGACUCCACCAACGACUCUCCGAGGAAAAUUAAGAAAGUGCCCUCUCUGGCCCAGAAACAAUUGUUUGCGGACCAAAACAAAUUUGCCAACCUCUCAGAUGACAUGGACGAGGAUUCAGCUGAAGAUGACAACGACAUCUCAUUGGGCUCCGACGAUGGAAUCUUUAUAAAUCCUGGUAACCUCAAUCCAGUAGUCAACUCCGCCAUCAAUAGAAUUAAAAAAACUAAGGCAGUAGCCAAAAAAACUAAAACUAUUGAAAAAAACAAAAUUAAUGACAAAAAAGAUGAUAACAACUCUAAUCCUAACGUAUCUGUAACAACUUCUUCUGCUAAUUCGAUUAACUCUUCUCAAUCUACAGAAAAUAAAACUAGAAAACUUAAGAAACCUCCCCCUAUUUACACUGCUAUAAAAACUAACUUCAAUGACCUUUGUAAAGCUCUAAACAAGAUUGAUUCCACCAAAUGGAGCUCAACAGUUUUAUCCAACGACUCCUUCAAAAUCAAUUCUAUCGACGACGAAACUCACAACUUAAUUAUAAAAGAACUUCAAACUGUAAACAUUUAUUUUAACACCUUUGAAAAUAAAAAUAUUAGACCUAUAAGAGUACUAGUUAAAGGUCUUCAUCAUGAUACUUCUGUUACUAACAUUAUUAAUAGUUUGAAAGCAAGUGGUUUUAAACCACUCAAUGCUACAGCCAACCUCAAACGAAUUGUCGAAUAUCCAGGGAAAAAUCAAUCUGAUACUCCUCUUAAUGUUUCAGCAACUUCCAAAGAAACGGACAAGUCGACAAAUACUACCCCUGAUUCCGUCCCUAAUAAUGAAAUUUCAGCUAAUGAUCCUCAACUUGUUACGAUCGACUCUGAUGCUUCGGCGGAACCUAGCGGCGGCGAUGCAAAAGUGGAAGGAACUCAAGGUAAAACAGGGAACGAUACUAAUCUGCAAAGUAUCCCCCCUGUAAUCAAGUAUCAACCCUUAAAUACGUUCACUGUUAGUUUUGACCACAGCGACAACAUAGAAAAAAUUUUUGAAAUUAAAACAAUAGCAAACAUGAGAGUUAUGAUCGAACCAAUUCCAUCAAACUCUCCUUUAACACCGAUACAAUGCAAAAAAUGUCAAGGUUAUAAUCAUUCUAGUAACUUUUGCAACUAUCCUCCUCGCUGCGUAAAAUGUAGCGGUGAGCACAUGUCAUUCUUAUGCGAAAAACCAAAGUAUAUUCCAGAUCCAAAGUGCGUAAAUUGUGGUGGCAAUCAUGCAGCCAGCUAUAGGGGAUGCCUGAUUGCCAAAACAAUUACGGAACAAAGAAGAGAACUCUUCAAAAAAAUCGAAGAGAAAAAAGCCAUCAGAACAGGGCAACAAGUAACCCCAGCCGCUUCAACCCUUAAAAAAGGAGUCUCCUUUAGAGAUGCAUUCAGGAAUGAUAGAAGCUUUCCUAAAUUAAACAAUACUAGUCAAGAACCGGCAACAGCAAAUCAGAAUGAUAAUUCAACAAAUAGUCAAAAUCCCCAACAUCAACCUCAAGAUAGAUUCGAUGAACUUUUCGCCACUAUGAGUCAAAUCCUUGACUCAGUCAAUAAUCUGGCCCAAAGAGUGGCAACAUUAGAAAAUAAGCUCCAAGUUCGCCCUGAUAGUACUCAACGCAGUUUGAAAUGAGCAACCUAUCCAUUAG